AUGGGCUUACCACCACCGACGUCGGCCGGCAAGGAUGACGCAUCCAAGUCACUACUGAACCCACCGACCCUGCGCGAGGUCAUCAUCGACCGUUUGCGCUUGCAGCGCGGUGUUCACGUCAAGCGCCUCCUUGAUCCUAUGUCAGGGGCGGCAGUGCUCCCCUGCGAGAGUGCAGCAACGCUGCUAGCUGCACAGAUUGUGGGACUCGAGGCUGAAUGUAGCGCUCCGCCGGCUGCGCACAGUAAGCAGGAGGAUGAAGUCACGCAGCGACUAGCCCCUCGAUCGCUGUUGGAGGCGCCGCAACAGUUGUCUUCUGCGUCCACCAGGCCCAGAGCCAGUGGGCCACGAGAAGAGACUGCAUCCGACCUCUUCAACCAUCUUGUCGGCCUUCGCGCGCAUUACCAUGCUGAUAACUACUACUACGAUGGCGCUGAUGCCUCUGGCUGGGCAGAGAAGCGUACGCUUAUCUCGAUGAGCGAGCUUCCCAGCGAGUCAGAACUACGGCUAACCUUCCCGGCGAGUUUAGGCUCCAGUCAGACGCCGUUGUACUCCUCUACGCGACUGUCGACUGCUUCAUCCGGUGCUGCUUCGUCUUUGGUGUUGUCUUCGACAGAGAACAGCAGCUCUCUCCCCAUACCGUUCCUCCAGGAGGAUGCCCUACGCGCUGUGAUACCAGGGCCAUCUGAUAGUGUAGGGUUCACGGGCAAUUCAGCAAGAAUGGAACCUCACACAAGCACGGAAACGAGUGUUGAUGUCCAAGAGCAAUAUGGAAGCCGAGCCGGGAAGGUUCCUAGUGACCAGAGCGGCUCUUCAACUUUUCUCCCCCUCCUCAAUGUGGAGGCAGAGACGGCGCCGCUGUCGCCUGUGGAGGAAAAACUCGAGGGGAUGCGCGACUCCUUGUGCGACAUGAACGAUGUGUUUAUCUACGAGGACGAGGAGACGGUCAUGGGUGUUGAUUUCGCAGGCAACGGGGGCACUGGCGAUGGAAGCAGCGGCAGUCAGCGGCGAGAGCGACGCAGUUCUCUGGUGUGGAGCACACCGGUCGCCCGCGGUUCCGGCGCGGUUAGAAUGCCCGGUGACAAAGGUUUCGGCGCAACGCCUUUAAUGUACCGGACGAGCACACGGCUUUCCCGCUCACCUUCGACACCACCGGUAGCUGUGUCUAGCGAAGCAGCGACGACCACGAGGAACGAGCGACCCACGCAGCGGUUGGUUUUUGCGGUUUCCCUUUCCUCCACCGCAGCGCAUUCUCAGUCGCUAGACCGCAGCACGUCUCUUGAGGUUGACAAGGUGACUGCACUUGGAAGCGGUGAUGACGGGGACGUGACGAGCGCCGGCGAGGUGACAGGCGAUAUGGGGCCGCACGAGUUAUCGAGGAAGAGUAGCGACAGCGAUGAUGACGAGGCAGUGGCGUUGGAUGCCCCCUCGGGCGAGGUGCACAACAGAGAUGUGGCAGAGCAAGGCACGAACGAGGCUACCGAUAAAUCGCUCAUGUCUGAUGUGAGUGUCUCCGCUGCGCCUCCAGCCUCUGUUCUCCCCUCGGUGAUGUCAAGCACUGAUAGCGGAAUCCCCUCCGCCCCACCCAGCAGCAGCAUGAACAGCAGCAGUCGUGCGCGAAGUGACUCCCCGUCGACGCUCUUUGACGAGGCAACACCGUCUGUGCGUCAAGACGGUGCAGUAAACUCAAGCAGAGAAGUGCAAGUGGCACUACCGGCUCUCCUACAGAGUGCGUUGUCACCCGAUCUGCCUUCGCUGGCAAGGCCUUUGCCGUCUCCUCACUCCCAUAGGCCGAGCUAUGCGGCUGCGCUAGUGCAGCUGGACGAGAAGACGACACCUAUCGCGCCUUGCUCCACACCGCUGGCAUCACGCAGCGGUACCUCGGAGCACGAACUCCGCAGCCACAUCCGCGGUCUGAACCCUCUCGCCACCCAGACCAGCAGUGAGCAUUCAAGCCAAGGAGCGUCGCUGGCUGCGGUGCAGCGAUCGCUCGAUCGAUGGAAUGACAAAAGUGCCGAUAGAGCAGCGGCGCUUUACGGCGAUGAUGGCAGCUCUACCGCGCGGAAGCGAUCGCGCACGCGGGAGGUGAUUGCACUGCAUUCUUGCGAUUCCCGUCCGUUGGCGGUGGCGAGGGUCGAGGGCGCGCAAGUUACUACGCUGUGCUCCUCCUCUAUUUCUUCAGACGGCAGCGACGACGCCAGCAUCGUCGACAGCUUCGUCUCAACGCCGUCAACUAUCGUCGCUACCCGACCCGCGCGCACACGUUCCCCAAUCAUCUUAUCGCCAGAGGAGCUGAGCCGCAUGGUUCUCAACGUGACCACCGCCGACGCGGCCCAGACAAGAUCAUCUUCUAUGGAGCCCCCCUUGCGACACACUGCAGAGCUCCAUCUCGAUGAUGCCUCCGAUGCUUCUGAGCACACGCCUGGCAAUUACGGCUAUGGCGGCUACAUUGCGUCGUACGCGCUGCCCAACAGCGACGCCUGCGAUGACCUUGAGCGCAACGACGGAUGGGGCUACAUCUCUCAGCACCCCUCCACUCGUCACUCUCACGACGGGAGCCCGACCCAGCACUCUGAAAACAUCGUGUUGCGCCACGCGUCGCAGUCAUCUUAUCGGCAAAAUGCCUCUCCAACUGCCGUUGCGGCGUCGACAGAAGAAGCGGUGACGAUGACGACUCCUGCGCACCACCUGAAGCACACACAGCACCGUCCCUCGUUGUCGCUCUCUACAUCAGACCAGGAGAUGUGGAUGCGAUUCAGCGACGAGGGCAGCGGUAGUGCAGCGAGUGACGCAGACUGCCACAUGCUGGUGACACAGCAGGAGAUUCCUCUCUACACCAGACACAGCAGUUCCUCUGCGGAGAGUGAUAUGUGCGGCAGCACAAGCAGCGGCGACGGUAGCGUAAGCGACGCCAUCCACACGUAA
This is a messenger RNA of Leishmania braziliensis MHOM/BR/75/M2904, 2922 nucleotides long. RefSeq lists its product as hypothetical. NCBI's taxonomy places the organism in Eukaryota, Euglenozoa, Kinetoplastea, Trypanosomatida, Trypanosomatidae. The transcript has a single exon. The coding region runs from base 1 to 2922 and encodes 973 amino acids. The record is from RefSeq and is a predicted model, not a curated record.